UGCAACAGAGAAAAGCGGCUCAGAGGAUUUCCGAGUGUGCCGCCCCGUAGAAAGAAAGAAGGACGGUCUUGCGCUCCUAUUCGAAAAUUGUGCGUCCGCGUUCUGUGUCUCGCCGACAUAGUAAGAAAAGUGAAUACCAGUAAAAUCAUCAAAAGAUAUGGCUCUGGAUUCUCAGGUGGAUGAAUCCCGAGAAAGCGGGAGUGUGAAAAUUCCCUUGAUCAACGGCAAGGAGGAUGAAACAACCAAUGACGUAAAGAGCAACGGGGAGAGCAGUGCGCCGGUUAAUGGAAACGUUGAAAAUAUUGUGGAAAAGGGAGAGGUCGAAGCCACAAAGGAAGGUGAGAAGGAAAAGGAUAAAGAUAAGGAGCCUGAUAACGAGAAGGAAUCCGAGGAUGAUAAGGAUAAAGAAAAAGGUGAAACCAAAGAUAAGGAUGCCUCUAAUGAGCAGGAAGUGGUCUUCAUACAGGAUAUGGGAUUUACUGUCAAGAUUGUUAGUCCUGGGUCAGAGCCCUUUGAUAUUCAAGUCUCGAGUAUGGAACUGGUUCAGGAGAUUCAUCAACUCCUCAUGGACCGCGAGGAUACGUGUCACCGCACUUGCUUCUCCUUGCAAUUGGACAACAACACACUGGACAAUUUUGCUGAGCUGAAGAACAUCGAAGGUCUCAAGGAAGGAUCUGUCAUUAAGGUCGUCGAAGAGCCGUACACUAUGCGCGAAGCACGCAUACACGUGCGACACGUGCGGGAUCUUUUGAAAUCCGUCGACCCGGCUGACGCUUACAACGGAGUGGACUGCAGCAGCUUGUCCUUCCUUAACGUAGUGACGAACGGCGAUAUUCUGGAGAAGAAGAAGGCUAGGCCAGAUUCCGUUGACUGUACUCCACCUGAUUAUAUUAUACCAGGAUGCAAGGACAGACCCUUGUUGCCGUUGCAACCUCAGGCCAAGGAGCAGAAGUGUCCACCCUGUUUAAAAGUCCUUACCACUUCCGGAUGGAAUCCACCACCUGGCCAUAGAAAACUUCAUGGAGACUUGAUGUAUCUCCACGUUAUUACCUUGGAAGACAAGCAGUAUAAUCUGACGGCUUGCGCUCGUGGUUUCUUCGUAAAUCAAUCGUCGAAAGAAAUUUUCAAUCCCAAGCCAGCCACGCCAAGUCAUUUGUGUCACAGUCUUAUUGAGCUUCUGAAUCAAUUGAGUCCUGCUUUCAAAAGAGGAUUCGCUGCUAUGCAAAGACGUAGAACCCAGAGGCAUCCAUUCGAACGCGUUGCUACGCCUUAUCAAUUGUACGCCUGGAGUGCUCCGCAAACAGAACACACAAUCGACGCUAUACGUGCCGAGGACACUUUCUCAUCGAAAUUGGGAUACGAGGAACAUAUCCCUGGACAGACCAGAGACUGGAACGAGGAGUUGCAGACGACGAGGGAGCUACCGCGAAAAAAUUUACCGGAAAGAUUACUCAGGGAACGUGCUAUUUUUAAAGUUCACAGUGAUUUCGUAGCUGCAGCUACUCGAGGUGCAGUUGCGGUUAUAGAUGGCAACGUUAUGGCUAUAAAUCCAGGGGAGGAAGCUAAGAUGCAAAUGUUCAUUUGGAAUAAUAUUUUCUUCUCUUUGGGAUUCGACGUUCGUGAUCAUUAUAAGGAACUUGGUGGUGAUGCAGCAGCUUUUGUAGCACCCCGUAAUGACCUCCAGGGUGUACGAGUAUACGCUGCGGUAGAUCUCCCGGGUUUGUACACCCUGGGUACUGUGGUUAUCGAUUAUAGGGGUUAUCGAGUGACUGCACAAUCUAUUAUUCCUGGAAUCUUAGAGAGGGAACAAGAACAGUCAGUAGUUUAUGGCUCUAUUGAUUUUGGCAAAACUGUCCUAACCCAUCCCAAGUAUCUUGAAUUGCUCAAUAAAGCCGGAAGUCAGCUCAAAAUUCUUCCUCACAAAGUGAUCAACGAUGCCGGAGAGGAAGUAGAAUUGUGCAGUAGCGUUGAGUGCAAGGGAAUCAUUGGCAAUGAUUCGCGACAUUACGUACUAGAUUUAUUGAGAACUUUUCCACCGGAUGUUAAUUUUCUGAAACUGGAAGGCGUAGAACUGAGCAAAGAAGCACGAGCACUAGGUUUCCCGGUGGAACACAAGCACAGAUUGGCAUGUCUACGUCAGGAAUUGAUAGACUCCUUCAUCGAGGCCAGAUACGUUCAAUUUAUAAAACAUGCCGCAGUUCAUCUGCAACAAGUCACAUCGGCCAGACGCACUCAAAAGGACAAAGAAUCCUGUCCGAAGGAAGAGAAAAAAGAAGAGACAAGCUCAGCUAUAGUUGACAGCAACAAAGAGGAUUCAGCACAAUCUAACAUAGAAGCGGACGAAGUAAAGAAAAUUGUCGAGAGCAUCACAGAUUCGAUAACAGGUGGAAAGCAAGAAUUGGAGGAAAGCACCAAAGAAAUUGUGCGUAAAGCAGCAGCUGCGGUGGGUAGCUUGUGCGAGGCAGAAUUUGAUGUCAGAUUUAAUCCAGACGUUUAUUCACCGGGUGUUCGACAUCCUGACCCUAAUGGAAAUGCUCUCAGGAAGCAACGUCAACUUGUAAAGGAUGCUGCUGACUUUUUGCUCACCGUACAAUUACCGACUUUCAUUCGUGAAUGCCUGGACCACACAGCAGCUGCCAUGGACGGGAGUACCUUGGUUGAAGCUUUGCACGGUAGAGGUAUAAACAUUAGGUAUCUUGGAAAGUUAGCCGCCAUGUUGGCCGCGGUUCCUCAACUUCAGUAUCUCAAUUGCAUUGCUGUGUCGGAAUUGAUUCUUCGAUCUGCCAAACACGUCUUCACCUCAUACAUGCAGGGCACUGAAUUAAUGAGUCUAUCUGCAGCCGUUAGCCACUUUCUUAAUUGUCUCUUCUCAUCCGCUCAACUCAGCCAUCCGCAACAAAAUGUCGAAGAGGUAAAUUCUAAUCUGUACGAUAAUUAUUCAUAUACAAAAAAUUGUACGUCUAAUCAAUUCUAUCAACAGUUGCAAAGUAAAACUGCGAAACGCCGCAACAAGAGGAAGGGCAGAAACAAUGGGCCACAACAGUCAGACGUUGAAUGGGCGUCCUUGAGUCCCAAAGCACUUUGGCAGCAAAUAAAAUCCGACCUCAAAAGUUAUUACGAUUGGGAACCUCCUACUCCAGAAUCACUCGACACGACCAUCGAGCAUUAUCGUCUUCAGAAGAUUUCGCUUCUUCGUAGUUUCUGCAUAAAAACUGGAAUACAGAUACUCUUGCGCGAAUACAAUUUUGAGAAUAAGAAUCGCGCCACCUUCUUCGAGGAAGACAUUCUCAAUAUCUUCCCGGUCGUUAAACAUAUCAAUCCUAGGGCAAGCGACGCUUAUAAUUUCUAUACUACUGGCCAGGGCAAGAUACAGCAGGGAUAUUUGAAAGAUGGUUACGAACUAAUAAGCGAGGCUCUCAAUUUAUUGAACAACGUAUACGGCGCCAUGCAUCCAGAAAUUGCACAAUGUCUGAGAAUGCUCGCCAGAUUGAAUUACAUAAUGGGUGAUCACGCAGAAGCUCUGGCUACUCAACAGAAAGCAGUACUUAUGUCAGAACGUGUUAACGGAAUAGAUCAUCCUUAUACUAUAACCGAAUACAUCCAUCUUGCUUUGUAUUCAUUUGCAAAUGGCCAAGUAUCUGUAUCGUUAAGACUUUUAUAUAGAGCUCGUUAUCUGGCCCUUCUUGUCUGCGGCGAAGAUCAUCCCGAGGUGGCUUUGCUUGACAGCAAUAUAUCCCUUAUUCUUCACGCCGUUGGAGAGUACGAGUUGUCCCUUCGAUUUCUGGAGCAUGGUCUGGCUCUGAACUUACGUUACCAUGGGCCGCGUUCCCUGAAAGUGGCUGUGUCCUAUCAUCUGGUAGCUCGAACGCAAUCUUGCAUGGGAGACUUCCGGGCUGCUUUGAACAACGAAAAAGAAACCUAUGCGAUUUACAAGCAACAGCUUGGCGAGGAGCAUGAAAAAACAAAGGAGAGCAGCGACUGUCUGAGGCAUCUAACACAACAGGCCGUUGUUCUCCAGAAGAAGAUGAACGAGAUUUACACAGGAAAGCCAGGUGUCAGUCUACCGCCUAUUCAGAUUCAACCACCUAGCAUGGGUUCCGUACUGGACAUGCUCAAUGUUAUCAACGGAAUUCUAUUCGUGCAAAUCAGCCAGCAGGAUAUUGAAAACUUCAAAGCGGAAAUCGAGAAGCGACAAAAGGAACAGACGCCUGACGGCGAACUUAAGGAGAUCAAAGAAAAGAUCGACGUGGCGGCGAUUGAAAACGGUGAUGUGGCAAUGAACGAGGAAAUCGUGGAAUCGAAAAAGCUCGAUGAGAGCAAAAUACCAAUUGCCCAGCCGAUACUGAGCGAGAGCUGAACUUUCUUAGCUGCGUACGGAGCGGGUGAAUGUUGAUUGUUUUCUAAUAUCCUAGUCUUUAUUGUUGAGUUCGGCCAAGCUGGAAAGGACGUGGAUUCGAGAAUCUAAUCAUCUAGAGUGUCGUUUAAAGAGAAGAUGAAGAAACAGUCUAAAAGAAAGUGUCUUCCUGUGUAAACGAAUAUUGAACGUUAGAAUUGGCCGAUGCAUGUUACUCAGUAUCCGGGCCAAGGAUCAAGAAAUUGCCCUAUCAGCGAUUUUUUUCGAAUUUUAAAGAUCGUUAAUCUCAACUCCAUUUUAUCAUUAUCAAGCAUCUACGAAGCGCAUCCGUUACGCGUCUCCAAUUAUUAUUCGUGUAAAUAACUCAGAAGAAAUUCUUGUUGAGUGUCUGCUAUCGGCCAGUUCUCGUAUUACCUAAAGAAACAAAAAAAACAAAUCCAAAUUCCCGCAGGUAGCACCAAGAGAAUUUUCAAUUUCAAAAAUGCAAACGAACUCACUACCUUUAUGGAACUUGAACGUGGAUACCAUCAAUGAUCUGAGGUCAAAUGUCAAUAAUGAAAUAUUUUUUUUUUUCAUUCUUUUAUCCACGUUCAACUACCAUUGUAUAACAAUGAUAAUAAAUCUGAACAGCUCCACGCGAUUGUCCUUUAUCAGGAUUCGCAAGAACCUCUAGACGAGUGUUCAUCUUUGAGGAAAUCGGAGUAAAAAAAAUGUUCUUUUUAGAACGUACGUAAAAACAGAUACCCUAAGAUAUAAGGGAAAGAGAUAAAGCAACUAAGCUAAAAAGAAGCACGUAAUAGAUUUAAAUAAGACAGCCAUAAACGUUACCGAUCAUUCGUUUAUUAGUAUGUAAAUGAACUGUUUUGUUAGAUGUCGUAGAGUGAUUGUUAGUCAAGACUGUUGCUUCGUAUUAUCCAGCCGAUAGUCAUUUAAAAUCUCAUUCGUACCGAGUCGCUAUCAGCAAUUUUAUUAAUCAAGAUCAAAUUAAAGAGAUGUAUCUUCAUAAUCGUGUAUAUGCUUCGUUUGUCACGAUGGUACAUUUACUCUUGAACUUUUUCAUUUUCUCCCUCUCUAUUCUCUCAUCAUAAAAUAUCAAGUACACCAUUAAUUUUCUACAUAAGUUUACAACCCGGUAAAUUAAUAUUGAUGAUUGCGUUGUGAUUAAAUCCUUGGUAUCUGACAACUGUGACGAAUGAAUGGCGACUCUAUUGUUUUACACGUAGUAGCAAUUAUUCUUGCGUUCGUAAACACUCACAGAAUAUACAUUAUAGAUAAAAUAGAAAAGACGAUAAGAUUAGUCAAACUUUCUAUGAGAGUUAGCGUAUCAUUUAUUAUCGAUAUUCAUAGUGUUAUAAAUAGUCAUAGUUUUUAGUAAGAAAGCAAUUGCUCUAAGGAUUUUAAUUCCGUAGCCGAGUGCACAUCGGCUUUGUUACUACAGCGGAAUAUAUCUCAAAGCUCAGAAUGUUUGUUUUUAUUGUUUUUGUUUAUCGCAAGCAUCGUGGCCAACUUCAAAAAAACAAGAAAGAGAAAAAUGAGGAAAAACAACACAAAUACAUAUAGGGCCAAGCAUGAUGAAUGUGCCUGAGAUAAGAAUAGUUUGCGCGUCCCUCGUGGUCCGAUUAACAUUUGUAUGACUCAAUUGUUUUUUUUUUUCAUUGGUUUAUCUCGCGUGCAAUGCUCAUGCCAAAACGAAUGGAUGUUAGCCUCGUGAGGGUAUCCUCCUUGUUAGAUACGUACAUUACACGUUUAAUUUCGAAUUGCCGAAUUACACUUGUUAACGAAGAAUGUACGAUACUAAUGACAAAGAAGGAAAAGAUAUUAGUCAAUAAGUAAAAUAUUGUUUAAAGAAUAAAGUAAACCACCUGAUUUGCAUGUA
This is a messenger RNA of Cephus cinctus (wheat stem sawfly), 6230 nucleotides long. It is a transcript of the gene clu, whose product is annotated as clustered mitochondria protein homolog. Lineage: Eukaryota; Metazoa; Arthropoda; Insecta; Hymenoptera; Cephidae. Gene Ontology annotation, molecular function: mRNA binding; protein binding. Gene Ontology annotation, cellular component: cytoplasm. The record is from RefSeq and is a predicted model, not a curated record. Gene Ontology annotation, biological process: intracellular distribution of mitochondria.